AUGGGUAUUGGAAGUUCUAGAAAAUGGUCCUUACACCACGGGGAGAAACCAUCAUUUGGAGCACAGCGCAGUCCAAGUGAAGAAAAACAUCGAGGAAGUUUCUUUCGACGUCGACGUUCCAUUCCAACUGCAUCAACUACUUUACCAACAAUGGUACAGCCAAUUUCUCGUCGUGCUCUUUAUGGUUCCUAUAGUGGUAUGAGACCCAUAGCACCUGCUUACUCACCAAUGCAACCCAUGUCUCCUUCGUUCUUACCCAUGCGUUAUAAUAACUAUUCAUCUCCUUCGUACGCACAACCGCAGCCGAUGAUGAUGCAAGCACAGCGUGCGGCACCGGCCAUGCCGGCCUCGUACAUGGCACUUCCCUCUCCCUCGAUGUCAACGCCAUACAUACAGCCAGCACAAGUACCUAUCCAGCAAGCACCUGUCCAACCAGCAUAUAGCACUGUCCCAGUUCAACCGCAAAUACCAGGAAGUAUGUCUGGAGGAACCGGUUCCUAUCCUCUAUCUUAUCCGUCACAACCCGGUCGACUUCUAACUGAUUGGACUGGCGGCGGUAAAAUUUCACCUGGCUUUCUUGGACCACCCAUCUAA
Adineta ricciae is the source of this 594-nucleotide messenger RNA. The record is from the annotation of a GenBank genome assembly. Lineage: Eukaryota; Metazoa; Rotifera; Eurotatoria; Adinetida; Adinetidae.